Messenger RNA from Fusarium sp. VM40, 639 nucleotides. Lineage: Eukaryota; Fungi; Ascomycota; Sordariomycetes; Hypocreales; Nectriaceae. The record is from the annotation of a GenBank genome assembly.
AUGGCGUCAACCACAUCGUACAGUCAAUCAGGGGCCUCACAGCGAGUGACCCACAGGCGAACAAACGUGGGAUGGUUAUCUCCUUCUACCCAGCUGCCAAAAGCAAUUAUAAGCAGCGACCACGGUCCUGCGCUUACAAACGAGAAGCUUUAUGCUAUUGCAGGCUCUUUGUCGAAGUUAGACCAAUUUCUGUUUCUCUAUUGUCAGCAUUUCUACGAGAGGAUCUUACAGGGUGAACUCAACAAAGGCGAUGUAUCUGCGCAAAAGCUAGCCCAGGAUGACCUGGCUGAUCUCCAGAUAAUAAUGUCCCAGUUUGAAGACAUCACUAGCGGAAGAGUCGUCUUUAGUAGCCUAUAUUUGAAGGAAAGGCGCAUCCUCCACUACUGGGGAAUGGCUUUUUCGUUUCUCGCUCAAAUGUUGUUAGCUGGCGAUGAGAUACACCAACCUACGCUAGGAAAUCUGAAGAGGAUCACAGACUUAGCCGCUAACAUAGAGGCUGCGUUGCUUGAUGCAGCCUCAGAAGGGGUGGUAGUAUCCGAUUAUCGGCUGGUGCUUUCCGAGCGAUGGGAUCUACUCGAGAGGGUCGUUGGUUUGUACCAUGAGCACUCACAAAUUCCUCGAACACUCGCAACAUGGUAA